AUGUGCAGUGAGGACAGCGCUGGGAGAGUGAGUCGUAUCAAUGAUAUGGUGAUCGUUCAGCAAAGAUCUCUGAAUGAAUCCAAAUCUGACGCCACUGUCGGCACAUUGAGUUACGACGAUAUCUACAGUGAAUGGUCUAAAUGGAGUAAAUGUCGGCGCCGUUGCAAACAAGUGCGGACCCGACAGUGUGUGUCCAACGACUACUGCGGCUCAACCAUUCUCAAGGAGGAGAGGGGCUGUAGAGGAGGUAAAUGUCUGCUCAACGAAGAUAUGUCUACAUCGACUCCAGUACAGGAUGUGCCUCAGAGAGGACGAGGUCGGGCCUCGCAGUUCCGGGUGCUCUAUCACCUGCAGAGUUACGUCUACUCGCAGUGGUCUGAGUGGUCGUCCUGUACGACCGCGUGUCGCACCCGGAGGUCGCGGUCGUGCGAAAUGAAGCAGAUUUGCGGCAAUAGUAUCAUUCAGGAGGACGCCCUGUGCUAUAUGGCGGGCAGUCCGUGCGAAAAGCUAUACAAGAAUAAGAGGAAGAAUGUGGCCAACAGUGCGACGCCUAAUGUCGAGACCCCCGCCGCCAACACCACCACCGAAGAGGCAAAGGAUGACUCUGUCGAUGAUCUCAAUUGCGGAGUCAGCUCUAUAAUGACAGAUAUGGCCAGUAAUUUGCGUAUAAUAGGGGGCCGGGAGUCGACGAAAGGUCGGUGGCCGUGGAUGGUCUCCAUUCUCAACAGAUAUCACGAGCCCUUCUGCGGGGGAACCAUAAUAUCGCCUCAAUUUAUCAUAACUGCCGCUCAUUGCGUGAGAAGGCGUCUGUAUGUGAGGGCCGGAGAGCACGACCUAAUCUUUGCUGACGGAUACGAGCAGCAGAUCCGAGUGUCGGACAUCUUCGUGCACCCGGACUACGACGCCGAGACCGUCGACAACGACAUCGCCAUUCUUCGGCUGCGAACUCCGCUUAAAAUCAAUCGAUUCGUAGCGCCGGUAUGUUUGCCAUCGCCUGACGACGAGAUGUCUGUCAACAGUUUGGGAACAAUCCUGGGUUGGGGUAAACGCCGCAACUCAGCCAUGUUUGGCACCGACGUCUUACAUCAGGCACAGGUGCCCAUCGCCGACGUCAACGACUGUAAAGCCGUUUACGAGAACUACUUUAUCUCGAAUAAUAUGGUGUGUGCGGGAUAUAAGCGGGGUAAAGUGGACAGUUGUGCCGGGGAUAGUGGUGGACCCCUACUGUUCAGCAAAAAGAUAACGAUUGAUGAGAAGACUACGGAGAAGUGGUUUGUUUACGGGAUAACGAGUUUUGGUGAGGGAUGUGGAAGGAAAGGGAGAUAUGGUAUAUACGCUAAAGUUCCAAAUCUUGUGAAAUGGAUCCGCAAAACAGUUCAAAGAAAUGUCAAAUAA
Molecule: messenger RNA, 1395 nt
Organism: Oppiella nova
Lineage: Eukaryota; Metazoa; Arthropoda; Arachnida; Sarcoptiformes; Oppiidae
Source: the annotation of a GenBank genome assembly